This is a messenger RNA of Jatropha curcas, 1503 nucleotides long. RefSeq names its product E3 ubiquitin-protein ligase APD1. Gene Ontology annotation, molecular function: ubiquitin protein ligase activity. The record is from RefSeq and is a predicted model, not a curated record. Gene Ontology annotation, biological process: protein ubiquitination; cell cycle. Lineage: Eukaryota; Viridiplantae; Streptophyta; Magnoliopsida; Malpighiales; Euphorbiaceae.
AGUCUCCUCUUGCACCAAGCCAAACCGAAACUUAUUGUUAGCUCUUUCACUCUCUCUCUCUGUUUCAACCUGUCCAGCGCAGCCAUGUUCAGGCCAGUGUUCUCGCCAGCUCCUAUCCGUCAUCGGCGACUGCGAGAAUCUUUGGGACGGUUACUUGCGCCCUUGACACUGUGGAUAUGUGUUUCUGUAAGUUUAAGAUAUGGGUAUUACGGGGAUCGCCGAAUGGUGCUUGGACCUAGCUCAUCCCGCUUGAUGAAAGCAAGUUCUGUAUUUGUAGAGCAAGUUGAAGUGAGAGAUGAAGAUAAGAAAGGGGUUCUUCUAUAUGGUUUCUUUGAGAAACCUGAAUUGAGUUUGGAAACGAAUUGGAGCACAUCGGAUUACAUAAUUGUUGCAUCUUACAGUCGAAAGGGAUUUUCUUUGUGGUUGAACAGGGGUUCAAGGAUUCGUAUGAGAUGGGAAACUCAAACUAGCAUUUUAAAUCAACUACAAGUCGUUUUAGUUAAAGGAGAACGCACGUAUGAAACUCUGCUGCCAAAAGUGACUACUACUCUUGAUGUCUUUAACCUCAGUCAAUCCCUAAGAGGUAAAGAAGUUGAAUACAUUAUAGAAGAGGACGACAAGUACUAUCUUGGUCUGGUAAACACAAACCGCAAAAGCAUUAUAAUGAAACUAUCUCUAAACGUUACAUCAAAACUUUAUGAUAUAUCAAAAGCCAAGAAUAUGUGCUCAACAAUAAACGGAUCAUGCCGGCUCAAGCUUCUAUUUCCAAAUAUUCAUUAUGUUGUAGUAACCACACCUGAUAAUGAUGAUACUGGCGGAUGGUAUGUCGAGCUUUCUUUCGUGGCACGGGUGAUAACUUACAUUGCAAUUUUAGGAUUUAUUAUUGUUAUUAUUUUCCUGGUGUUGAAAUAUCUUGGAGCUUGUGAUUCUGAGACUACUUUAGUAGAAACAGCACCGAGUUAUCAAGUUUCUGAAAGUGAGACAGAGCCUAUAUUGCCACAAAAGUCAGUUCCUUUCACAUAUGGAACGAAUGUAGAAGAAGAUGAAGAAGAUAGAUCGUCUAGCAGUUCUUCUGAAGAUUUAUAUGAUGCAAAAUUGUGCGUCAUCUGUUACGAUGAGCAAAGAAACUGCUUUUUUGUUCCUUGUGGCCAUUGUGCCACCUGCUAUGACUGUGCUCAAAGGAUUAUGGAGGGGGAAAACAAGAUAUGUCCCAUAUGUAGAAGGCUAAUAAACAAAGUAAGAAGACUUUUCACUCCAUAGAUGCAACAACUCCAGCUUAAAGACAUGUGUGCAUAAGAUUCAGGAUUUUCAUAUUAUUGAAGGGAAGGAGUGAUAUUUUUUUGCUUCAGUUCCGUGCCUUUGUAUUUGUUUAUAAAUUACUUGGCUACUGUUCAUUUAUUUUCUGCUAAAAAUGCUUUUUUUUUCCAAGUUAAAUGAGAAACAGGAGUCCUCAAAGCAUUUACCAAUGGACCCAAAAAAAAAAAAAUAGUAACUUGAGAAGCA